Molecule: messenger RNA, 9164 nt
Organism: Magallana angulata
Lineage: Eukaryota; Metazoa; Mollusca; Bivalvia; Ostreida; Ostreidae
Exons: 2
Coding region: 1-4800 (1599 amino acids)
Cellular component (GO): cytoplasm
Source: RefSeq, a predicted model, not a curated record
AUGUAUGUCACAUUCCCACCCGUGUGUUUAUUCGAAGAUCCCGCCAAAGAAAAUGAAGAAUUGUUGGCUAUGGUGAAAGCAAUAUUUUCGCAACACAAAGCCAAAACAACUUCAAUGGAUAUUCGAGAGUUUGACGAUAAUUUUAAAAAAAAAUAUAAAAAAGAUUUCAAAACAAUGUCAAAAUUAAAAAUAUCUGACUUUGUUGAAAAAAACAACCGCAUCCUUGAAAUAUCGACUGACAAACAUCAAAGAAAGAAGAUUAAACUAAGGUUUAAAAAGAUGUCAAUGAAGGGCAAACGGAAAACAAACACAGUAAGUCUUUUAGAUCAAACCAAUAAAGCAGACGAUUCAGAGGAUUCUGACUGUAUAACUACAGAAUCAGCUUGUCAAAUAACUGAAAACGAUGGUGAAGCUUUACAAGAUAAAUUGUUAGAGAAUGCCUAUUUAGAAUCCAAUAAAGGGAAACACAAUCUAAAAGUAAGUGAGAAUUUGUUUGACAGUGAUGACGACGAAACACCAGAGUCAAAAUGGACGGAAGUACGAAGGCACAAAAAUCGAUCGCCGGCUUCUGAUAACACGACCAAAGUUCAACCUCAAGUUCCUAAACAAGAGCAACAGGAUAUUAAUGAAAUACCUCAACAAUCAAAUUCCGAAGACAAACAUUAUUGCUUACUUGAAACACUGUUAAAAAGAAGUGAUUCUCAUGAUUUUAUCUUCAAACAAUCAGAGAAAGAUUAUACGAAUCACAAGUACAAGUUGGCUAUUGAUCUUGUCAGCAUGUGGAACAGAACAGGACGAACAAUUUCAUAUAUUGUUGUACGCCUUGAUCAAAGUCGGAAUUUGUCUUCGUUAAGUGAAUAUUUAUCUUUAGACAAUUUUACAGCAUUGCCUUACUUUCAAUAUUUUGAAGUUGGCCACACAGAUGCGUUUUAUGGAAUAUUUGAACUUCCGUCCAGUCAUGGAUCUGGUCAACCAGCUAUUACAAAAUCAAGAUUGAUAUGUCCCAAAACUGCUGCUGUUGUCUGGGAGAGCAAUCAGCUUUGGUUUAGAGAAAAUGACUAUCCAAUUCCUCUAUCACUAUCUGACCCAUUGCUUACAGUUAUAUAUAAAUGGUUUGCUGGGGACGAUAGUUCAUCAAAUUCAAAACCAGAUACAAGAACCGGAUAUUGUCAAGAACUUAAUGAUGAAGGCAAAAUGCUUUUGGGGUUGACCAUGGAUGUGCCAAAAAGUCCUUUAGAGAUAUUUAGAAGCACUAUCAGAAACUUUCGAAAAGGAAAAUAUGUUCUUUUGGCAGGAAAUUUGCCUACAUGGGUCAACAAUUUAGAAGCAAUUUCUACAGUGCCUUGGAUGUAUGUAUUCGACUUUGACCAGUCCAGUAGAGAAUCCGGACUUUUGUGCGUAAAUGAAAAUUUUAUCCGAAAACGAAGAUCACUGCAUCUCACAAACUGGCAACAACCACCAGCUGGGAUUACUGAAAAUGGGACAAAUUGGACUUUUUUGUGUGGCAGACGAGAUAAUCCAGAAAGUAUUCUACAAAAUUGCAAUAAUUUAAGAAGCUGGAUUCAGAAGGUAAGAGGAAAUAUAGAUCUACACAUUGAACAAAUUCAAAAAUAUAUCGAGGAAUACACAGUGCUUACAGUGCUAAUGAUUUGGCCUCAAGAUGAGCAAUUAGCACAACAUAUGCACAAGUUUUUAACCCUGCUGGAUGAUGGUUUGGAUCCAAAACCAAACAUAGUGUUAUGCAUUUCCGGUCAACCAUCAACAGGAAUCGGAAACUCGAUUUUUAUGGUACUAAAAAACGAGUUCGAGGAAAACUUGACAAUAAUUGAUUGUGAAGUGGAGCGCCUAUGUAGUUGUAUUUGUGAUAUUACUAAAAAUCAACAAAAUGUGUCAACAAUUAAAUAUUCUCUGCCGACUGCGGAUGAAGGAGGAGAUCCAUCAAUCGAAGACAGUAACGCAGCAUGGUUAAGAGAAGAGCUUGAAAUUUUAUACUUAUCAAAUCCAUACACCAAAUGUCAACAAGAUGUCAAUUCUCUCGAAGAAGAAGGAGAUGCAUUUUUCCGUGGAGGGUCAUUGCGUUGGUUUGCAUGGUAUGAACUUGGUGGUGGCCAUUUCGACGCUGAACGUGAUCUUAUGUCAUCCAUAACAAAGGAAAUCAAAGCAAUCAUAAAUGAGAACAGGUCGGCAGUUGUAACACUGCAUCAUGCUCCAGGAUCAGGGGGGACGACUUUGGCUCAGAGAAUUUUAUGGGAUUUUCAUAAGGAUAUUCCUUGUGCCCAUGCUAAGUUACGAUCAGCUUUACCUAUAACUUCUUUCAUUGAACGUAUUGAAGCAGUGUAUGCGAAAACACACAAACCUGUCCUUUUAUUGAUUGAUGGAGAUGAAGAAGCAAAGGUCAAUGAACUGAAAAGAAUACUAAUACUCAAUUCUCGCUGUUACAUCAUUAUUCUCUUUGUCAAACGGUGUCCAUAUUUUGCAAAAGGGAAAAAAUUUGUUUUAAAAGGUACAGUGUCCAUUCAAGAAGCUAAACGGUUAGCUAUCAAAUUUAGGAAUCAAUGUAAAGAAGAUGAAAAAAAGCAGAUGCAGUUAAAAAAAUUAUGCGAAGACGUCCAAAGAGGACAAGAGCAUCAGGUGUACGAAUUUGGACUUGCAACAUAUCUCGAUGAAUACAAAGGAAUCGAAAAAUAUGUUAACGGCUAUUUGAGGCCAUCUGCGGAAAAAACUGAUUGUUCAAUUGGUAGGAAUAUUCUUUGUUUCCUCUCCCUAGCAUAUUAUUAUGGACAAAUUUCUUUGCCAUUGCAAUUUUUCUGUGGUUUGAUUCAUAAACCAAAUAGGUAUGUUGUCAAAAUAAAAGACUUGCCAGAGCCCGUCCCUCAGUUUGUAGUGUUUGAUGAGAACGAAAGCCAGACAUCUUACAUUCGUGUUUGUCAUUAUCUAGUUGCUAAGGAAAUACUAGAACAGGUUUUAGGUGAUGGGUCAAAGCAGAGAUUUACAACCCUAAGUUUAUCUGCUAAGCGUAAACUUGGUGAAAAAUGUGAACAAUUUAUCGAAUAUGCGAGCAGAAGAAAAAAAAAAUCAGGAAACAUUGUUUAUAUUUUGACAAGAAUUUUUAUUUUUCGUGAUAAAAAUAGGGAUAUAGUUCAUUCAAGACUCAUUUCUGAUAUAGAUUCAAAGCCUCCAUUGCAUACGGAACGUUUGCAGGUUCUCAAGAAAUUAACAGAAGCUUUUCCGAAUGACCAGAACUUUCACGCUCAUCUCGGUCGUUUUUAUGCAUACUCGAGACCAAAUGAAGAUGACGAAGCUGAAAAAUGCCUACAGAAAGCUACAGCAAUAUGUGAAAAAUUGAUUGGAAACAAGCCUAAAGAAGAGUUGGAAUACAAGCUGUGUAUUUUUUUAAUGCACGUGUAUCACAUUUAUGGCACGAUUUUGCAAAGAAGAAUCACUAGAUACACUGGGCAAUCGGCGACGGCCGGUGAACCUGAGAUUAAAACAAAUGUCGAAGAUUUUGACAAAAGGUUAGGUGAUCUAAUUUCCACAGCAGAAAUUUCCAUAGGGUAUUUCCAAAAAUGUAGAUUUUACACACCAGACGGUCAUCACUCAAUCUAUGGUUUCGACGGUGAAAUAAGUGUGCGCCUUCAGAUAUGCGAUUUUAUUGAAAGACGACUUAAGAAAACAAGACAAUCGUCAGGAAUAAGAGAUUAUUUGUCUUCUAGGGAUGAACAGUAUUCUGUGGAAAAAAACUUCGUAGAAACCAGCGUGUUUUGCAUAGACAAUUUGCUUAUGGAUUGUUUAAAUUCUCUAGAAGAUGAAAAUACUACUCAAUCCAUGGCAAAAUUGAUUUUGUGGUAUAACCUUCUCUUUGGCAAACAUGCUACGACUUUAGAAAUGCUUCCAAAGGGGGAUGAUAUCCAAGCAUAUAGGCUCCAAAUUGCAGCAAAAAAAUUGAAAUACAGUCAUGGAGAAAGCAAUUUGAUAAUGCUUGAAAAAAUUGACAAAAAAGAGGACAUAUUUUCAAUCGUUAUAUUAUAUGAGAACAUUUUCAGAGAAAACGUGCCAGACAGUAAAAGAGCUUUGGAUAGGGAUUAUAAUGAGUGGAUAUUUGCCAUCAGACAUCGGCUUUUUGAUACCGUAUAUUCAAUUGAGAAGGUUCUUCUUCAAGUGCGGAAAUGGCAUGAGCUUCUUCACUCUCCAAUGUCUAAAUUUUAUUUGUUUAUUGUCACAAGUCUCCUUGGGUUUGGAAAAAGAAACAUCGAUGGUAGCAGUGAGUUUUUAUCUGAAGCUCUACAACUGAAAAAAGACAUGGAAAGGGUGAGCAGAUGUGUUAUAAAACCCAAAUACCCAAGGGAAUGGCUUCGGAAGAAAGGUGAGGGAAUAAAAGUUUUGGAACCUGGAACACGAUUUGUUGGAUACAAUUUUGUUGACGAUAGAAAUUUAAAAGAAGACAUAGACCAAACCCUCAAGAUCUGCAAAGGCACCAUUUGCGCCCCUAACGACAGGAAAUUGUCUGGAUACAUAUCCCUUGAUCUUGGUAAUAAUGUGGUGCCGGUGAAAGUUUUUUAUAUACCAAAUAAGGCGAACCUAGAAGGCACUGCUUACGCUGAGAGACGUGUUGAAUUUAUUCUUGGCUUCAGUCUACAUCAUGGGUGGGAUGCAUUUAACGUUCGACUUCUUGAAAAAUACCCAUGCCCGGAACGGGGGUGUAACGCUCAUGUCGAAGUUGGAAGCACGGACGAAAAGGUAAAAUGUCCAGGAUGCCAAAAAAUCAUUUUCAGACAUCAUUUUGAUCUGAAACGAAAAUAAAAACAAAAAUGAAGUGAGUUGAAAAUGUGUAUAAUUAACAAACGUUUCAUGUUUUGUAGUGUAUAUAAUGAGAUUAAGUUUGAAUCACAAAAUUGCAUUAUACGAGAGUUGUCCCAAAAUAGCGUAGACAGAACACAUAACUUAAAAUCUGUUCACUGCAAUUUCAUUAGACUUCUAUGCUUUCUUAAAUGACUCUUUGACAAACAAUACUGAAGAUUUCAAAUCUGUACUUCAUUCAUUUAUUGAGAAAAUGAAUGACUAGUGACGACAAUUUUUUCCAAGGUCUUUAUAAAUUUUAUCAGUUACCGCUGCGCCGCCUAAAACGCUGAUAUCGUCAUUUUAUUAUGAAUUAGGACUUCAGCUAGUCACAAAACGCGCUAUAAAAUCUUUAAACAUUUGCCAUGGUAUAAACACUUUCUGGAUAAAUAGUGAAAAUAUUAACAAAUCUUAAUGUAUUUUUAAUUGAAUUUUAUCGUUCGAAAAGUACUUUUUCUCGCAAAUUUUAUUUCAUUAUGUUGAUUUUGACUUUCCGUUUUUGACAUUGGGCCACAUGCCGAAUUUAUAAUAUAGCAUGCUUUAAUUUCACUAAUUUUUUCUCAAACAAUUUUUGAUUUCAAACAUACCUUGAAUGCAAAUUACUUGAACCUUUCGUGGGACAAGUGUCAUCUUCCCGUCUUUUCGAUUAACUGAACAACGCCACUUGUCUACGGUAUUUUGGGACGAUCCUAAAAAUAUUCAGUUUUUAUGAUACAGUUUAAUGAUUUUAGUCAGUUUUUUCUCUUUGCAUAUAUUUAUCUAUUAAAAUGUAAACAUUUUUUUUUUUAUUAACAGUUAAAUUUUUUUAAGCAUGUUACUUACUAGACAUUGAGAGGUGUUAUUCCUCAUUAACGACUUAUCAUGGUAUAUUUUUGUUCGGUAAUUAAAAAAAAUACUAUAGGUUGGAUUUUAAUUGAGGAGGACGGGUGGUUAACAAAUUACCAAUCAGAUUUAACAAAACGUUUUCAAAAAGUGUUCUAUGUUUAAUCCAUACAUCAAACAUUUCCACGACACACCAAUCGAUUAUUUGCUUGCAAUUUUAGGGUAUCUUUUUAAAAACUUGAUUUCAUAAAUGUAAUAUUGUUACAAAUCUGAGGUUUUUUUUUAAAUUAUUUUAUCAAAACGAUUGCAAAAUAUGUUAUGGCUUGUGUUGCGAGCCACUUUUAUUUAUUAGAAUUUCACUGAAAUGCUAGUGCGUGCUAAAGAAAAGGUAUUUGAAGCGGCCUUAAAAUUUUAAAACCCAAAAGUUAUGCGUAUGAUAUAACUACCAUGUACUUAUUACAUGCCCAAUUUUUUUUUUCUUUAAUGAUACAUGCGUGUGAAGACCUGAAUAGUUCGGUUAGGAAUUUGCAUUGAUUUAUGCUUAGACUAAAGGAAAAAUCAGAGAUUUGCAGGGGUUGUAUGGGAGCAUUUGACAUCUUAAUUUACAUGUGAUUCCGAAAAAAAAUAAUAAUGGCAUACAUGUUAAGUUUACCAAUAAAGGUGUGGAAAUAUUAUUUAUUGAUGUUAAAUUGAAAAGUGCUGCUAUAAGCUUGUGUUUUGAACGGAAUGAGACUUGGAAAGGUGUUUUGGUUUGUUUAUUUGUUUUUUGUUUUGUUUUCUUUCUUUUCUUUGAAAUGAACUGGAAUAAUUUAUUUAUUUUACGGAAAUUUAAUAUUCUUGCAGUAGUUUUUUAAAUAUUAAUCUAAGAUGUUUUAUUUUACCCGAUAUGUUUGUUGUUCAUUCUAUAUUAAGGGAUAUACGUAUGGUAUGGAUAGUUAUAUUUAUUACCUAAUCAAAGGGAUUUUGUUGUUUUAUUACAAAUUAAAUAUUUGCGUCUAUUUUGAACUGCCGGUCAAUAGACUGCAAUCUAUUAUGCCGCCGGUCAAUAGACUGCGAUCAUGCAACCUUAUUCUUGCAUGAGUCACAGAAAAUAUUAUUGUUGUCAUGAUAUUUUCACAUGGAUUUAUAAUUCUUCUCGCACUACAAUAGAAAAUAUAUAAUAAAAAUAUCUUUAAAUCCAGACUAUCCAGUAGACGUUCUAAAAUACUAAUCCUUAUUUCAUUACUAACAUAUUCAGCUUCAUAGUUAAUUUUGCACAUGAUUAUUGAUUAAGUUUACCUUAACUGAAAGCUCAAGUGAGCUAUUCUGAUCUGUUUUUGUCCGGCGUCCGUUUGUCUAUUGACGUUUUAAAUAUUCGACUUCUCCAAAAUCACUAGACCAAUAUUAACUAAACAAAGUGAAAGAAGUUUAUGUCUUUUUCAAUGAAGGCCUUACGUUUUUUAAAAGGAGAUAAUCUAUAAUAGUGAUUAGUGAUCAUUUUACUUAAAAAAAUAAAAACCUAGGAUUCUGGAAUUAUUAAACUUGUGUGUAAGCACCCUCACCUUCCAAGGUAGUGUUAAUAGUGCGGAUUUAAGUGUGUUAAAAUCAUGAUUUUAAGGGUCAAAAGAGGGAGUUAUAUUUUUGAAGGAAUGAAUAGAGGACAAUCUUUAAAAAUCAUAUUUUCACAAACCAGAAAAGACUGGACUUUAUUUGGGUUUAUUAUAAGGAGUGCAGAUUCUAAUUUAUCUAAAUAAAGAUCCCUGAGUUUUGGGCGACAAUGAUCAUGAUUUUAGGGGGGGGGGGGGAAAUCGUUUAAAAAUCUUCUUCUAAAAAUCAAAUAUCCAAAACAACAGAAUAUUCCACACAUAAUGAAUUUAACCUUGUUGGGAUCAUAAUUCCAGCCGGUGUUAGGGUGGGGCUACACUAAAAGAUAUGAAUUUUCACAAAAAAAGAAAAGAAAAGAAAAUGUUUCAAAAAAUCUUAUUAAAGUAGUCCGAGUAUCGCACUACGUCAUAAUACGGAUUUUACAAUAUUGGUUCGACUUUUACAAAGCGUUUUUGAUACCCAGUAUUGAUUUUGCUCUACAUCGCUGUUGUAAACAAUGGCAAUAAUACACAAUUAAAACGGUGUUAUAUGUAUUCUAUGAGAGAUGGAAAUGAUUAAUGUUGAGAAACUUGAUUCUGUUAAAGUAAAAUGAAAAACGAAGUUUCUGAAUAACCAGGAUCUCAGGUAUGCUUAUACCUUCUUUGUUUUGACCCCCCCCCCCCCCCGAUAUGUUGUUUUUCUUUUACUAAAACCGGUUUAAAUUUAAAGACAGAAGCUAUUUCGAAUUUAAUAAAUCGUCAAUUAAUUAUUGUGUAAAUGAUAUCUAACAUUGUUGACAGAUGUAGGCAGAAAACUGUAGCAAAAUGUGAUUUUUACGGAUUUUUUCGUCAGGGUCUACUUGGUUUAGAGCUUAUAGCGUGAAAAGUAAUCCGUCAACAUAUAAUUUAUUUUACCAAAUCUUUUUUCUCAGAUGUCAAUCUAUAGAAUAAACACCAUGAAUAUAAGUUUGAGUCCAUAAAAUAGUUAAAAUAUUACCAAACGCGAUACUAGCAUUGUAUUUUUUGUAUUCUAUUUUGAUACAUCAGGUCCAUAAAGCGUACUUACUUACACAAAUUUGGGCAAAAUUAUUGAUGAGAUAUGGCUGAAAAAAAUAUUUAUACUCUAUUUUGUAUGUUCAGUUCUAAUUUUCCCAAAAUUGGUAAUUAUUUUUAGGAAAAACGGACGUCUGGCAAAUUUCAUAAUUGCCAAUAAUUUUCGCUAGGGGGUACACCCGUCUGAGAGGUGAUAACAAACAAACUAGCAUGUAAACAUACAUAUUUUCUUUUGUAUAUGUAUUGCUAGAAUGUAUAUUUAUCAUCUAAAGCUAAGCUUUUAAUGAUUGAGCCCAUUUAGAGCCGAGUAUAGGACUACCUUAAAAUCUUAUUUGUGUGGAAACAUCAAUAUGUUAUCUUUCUUUAUUCAAGUUUGUGCAAAGCAAGAUCCCCUGUGGAAAUUUACAUUUACAAAGAAAUAUAUAGUGGAAAAUCUUAAAUAUCCUAUUAUAAAAUUACAUUUGAUAUGAAAAAAUGAGUCUUGUAUGUAUGAAUCCCAAGGUAUUGUAGAAUCAAGUUUGAUCAUAUCAUUAAGGUAGAUUAGGUUGGAUUUUGACAUAGGGAUAGAUGAUGAAAAAGAAGCUAGAUAUAUUCACUGAAUGUUCAUGAUGUUUUUGUAAUUGAUAACUUAAAGUUUAUUUUAUGAGUUUUGGCUAUUGUUGUUCAGGUGAGCAAAUCUGCCCUAGGCCAAAAGCUCCUUGUUUUAAAUUCCCAUGAUUUCAUACACUGAUAUUUUGAUCAGUUUUAAUAUGUUCUAAUCGUUGCACGUUUCGAUGUAUUUUUUCUACGUUUGACAUAGUUUUAUAAUUUGCUUUAAAAUAAAAUAUGUAGUAUAUUAAUGUUGUUAUUUUAAUUGUUUUUAGUGCAACAAAGCUUAGAAAAUCCAGUUGA